This is a messenger RNA of Penicillium salamii, 1593 nucleotides long. The record is from the annotation of a GenBank genome assembly. Lineage: Eukaryota; Fungi; Ascomycota; Eurotiomycetes; Eurotiales; Aspergillaceae.
AUGACAUCGGUUUUCAAAAAUGGACGCAUCUUCGCGCCGCACGCUGCAGUGGGCGAUGGCCAAGACUUCACCGAGGGAAUGAUUAUUGAAAAUGAUAAAAUCUCCCAUGUUGGCUCUCUAGAGGGUAUCACAAUUCCAGAAGGAGCAAACGUCAUCGACUUGGAAAACCGCACCGUCAUUCCGGGUUUCAUUGAUGCCCAUGUGCAUAUUUUACACUAUGGCCAGUCCCUGCGCAAGGCCAACCUCAUAAGUUGUACCUCUCUGGAUCAGAUCCGCGAAACCAUCAAGGCAUACGCCGAGGCACACCCAUCUAUCCCUCGCAUUCUUUGCCGGGGUUGGAUUCAAUCAACCACUAAUGGAGUCGCCUUGGCCAGUAUGUUGGAUGGGAUUGACCCGCGUCCGAUCUUCGUGGACUCGUUUGAUCUCCAUUCGAUGUGGUGUAGUUCGGCUGCUCUCGAUGAAAUGAAGGUCCACACUGCACCGGACCUUCCCGGCGGCACUAUUCAACGCGAUGAAAAUGGACGGGCAACGGGUCUCCUUGAUGAGUCCGCAGUUAUGAACCUCGCAUGGCCAUAUCUAGAGAGUGUCACAUCUACAGAAGACAAGCUGAGUGCUCUGGACACCGCAGUCUCCACAUACACUGCCGCCGGGUAUACCGGGCUAGUCGACAUGGCCAUGGACGAAGGCACCUGGGAAAUCCUAAACCUCUACCGUCGCUCCCACCCCAUCCCAUUCCACAUCGGCGUCCACUGGCUGGUCCCCUUCUCCACAGACCAAAAAACCAACAUGAAAUACGUUGACCGAGCAAUCGAACUCCACCACCAAUGCACCGAGCCCAACUUCUCCAUCCUCGGCAUCAAGCUCAUCUGCGACGGUGUCGUGGACGGAUGUACCGCCGCCCUCCUCCAACCCUACACCGGCCAAUCCGACCCCGUCGACCCAAUCUGGCCAGAGUCCAUGCUCCAAGAAGUCGUCCACCACGCCGACCAGGCAGGCAUCCAAUGCGCCAUCCACGCAAUCGGCGAUAAAGCAAUAAAUCAAGCAAUCAACGUUCUCUCCCGAGUAGGCACACCAGGCCGAAGACACAGAAUCGAACAUCUAGAAAUGACCACCUCGGAAGACGCAAGACGUCUAGGACAACUAGGCAUCACCGCCUCAAUCCAGCCCGUUCACUCUGAUCCAGCCCUCUUCAAGGCCUGGCCUGGCCUGGUCGGCCAGGAGCGCUGCAAGCGCGCGUUCGCAUAUAAGGAGUUCCUGGAUGGAGGUGCUCCGAUUGCCAUUGGCACGGAUGCGCCGACGGCCCCGCAUAUGCCGUUUCCGAAUCUUUAUAAUGCGACGACGAGGCGGUCGGCGCUGGAAGUUGAGAGUGAGAAUACUGUUAAUUCGCAGUUUGCGUUGACUUUGGCUCAGGCGGCUACGGCUGCUACUUCUGGGGCUGCUUAUGCGAGAUUUGCGGAUGGGUGGACGGGGAGUUUGAAGAAGGGGCUUGAUGCGGAUUUCUUGGUUGUGGAUGUGCAGUGGACUCCGGAGAAAUUACUUGGUACGAAGGUGUGUCAGACUUGGUACCGGGGGAAGAAGGUGUUCCAGUCAUGA